Anolis sagrei ordinatus is the source of this 3891-nucleotide messenger RNA. It is a transcript of the gene MEGF11, whose product is annotated as multiple EGF like domains 11. The record is from RefSeq and is a predicted model, not a curated record. Gene Ontology annotation, molecular function: protein binding. NCBI's taxonomy places the organism in Eukaryota, Metazoa, Chordata, Lepidosauria, Squamata, Anolidae.
GGAGGAGGAGGCUUUCCGGCGGCCGCCGCAACUUUCCCCGACCGGCAGGCAGCAUCUCUGGCAUCCUCUCCUUUGCGCCUUGGCUUCAGCGGGAGCCUUCCUCUUCGCCUUCCUCAUCCUCGGCCCCCAGCUCCUGAAGAACAUCUAAACAGUGACGGCUUCCUUUUGUCAAUGAAGUCUCUCGAUGUGACUGAUUCUUAGCUCCAAAAGGAAUUAUAGCGCAUUCAGCAACAGCGAUGAUGUUCUGUCUGCUUCUGUGGUGGAACCUCAAAGUCCUGGCGCUUUCUCUGCUACUAAAGGCCACCACGUCUUUGAACCCGGAUGACCCCAACGUCUGCAGCCAUUGGGAAAGCUAUGCCGUGACUGUUCAGGAAUCGUACGCGCAUCCCUUUGAUCAGAUCUAUUACACAAGAUGUACCGAUAUCCUCAACUGGUUCAAGUGCACUCGACACAGAAUAAGUUAUAAAACGGCUUAUCGGAGGGGGCUGAGGACAAUGUAUCGCCGGCGGUCCCAGUGCUGUCCCGGAUAUUACGAGAGCGGAGACUUCUGCAUCCCUCUCUGCACUGAAGAAUGUGUCCACGGAAGGUGCGUUUCUCCCGACACGUGUCACUGCGAACCAGGAUGGGGAGGUCCAGAUUGUUCCAGUGGCUGUGACAGCGAGCACUGGGGACCCCACUGCAGCAACCGCUGCCAAUGCCAGAAUGGUGCUCUCUGCAACCCCAUCACCGGCGCCUGCGUCUGUUCCAUCGGGUACAAAGGGUGGCGCUGUGAGGACUUCUGCGACCCAGGCACCUAUGGGAAAAACUGCCAGCUGAAGUGCCAGUGCCACAAUGGGGCCACCUGUGACCACAAGACCGGCGAGUGCCACUGCGCGCCGGGAUACACAGGCGUCUUCUGUGAAGAGCGCUGUCCUCCGGGGAGCCAUGGAUUUCAGUGCGAACAGCGGUGCCCGUGCCAAAACGGGGGGACCUGUCACCACAUCACAGGGGAAUGCGCCUGCCCACCAGGAUGGAUGGGCUCUGUGUGUGCCCAGCCAUGCCCAUCAGGGACGUAUGGAGUCAACUGCAGCCAGGAUUGCCCCUGUCACAAUGAAGGGCAGUGUGACCAUGUGACUGGGGUGUGCCUUUGCACAGCGGGUUACGUCGGAGACAGGUGUCAAGAGGAGUGUCCUGUGGGAACAUUUGGCUUCCAGUGCCUUCAGAAGUGUGAUUGCGAGAACAGGGCCAAGUGCUACCACAUCAACGGGGCCUGCCUGUGCGACCCAGGCUUCACCGGAAUCCAUUGCCAGGAGCGGAUGUGUCCGGAGGGAUACUACGGGCUCAAAUGCAACAAAAGGUGCCCUUGCCACACUCCAAACACAGCCAGCUGCCAUCCUCUUUCUGGAGAAUGCAACUGCAAAGCCGGCUGGGCCGGGCUCUACUGCAAUGACACUUGUCCUUUGGGAUAUUUUGGUGAAAGCUGCCAGCAGUUUUGCUCUUGCCAGAAUGGAGCGGAUUGUGACAGCAUUAUGGGGAAAUGCACCUGUGGACCCGGAUAUGUGGGGGAGGAUUGCUCUGUCACAUGUGCAACCGGAACCUAUGGAAUCAACUGCUCAAUGGCUUGCUACUGCAGAAACGAUGGCGCAUGUUCCCCGGUGGAUGGCGCAUGCUUUUGCAGGGAAGGGUGGCAGGGAGCGGACUGCUCCAUCCCAUGCCCAAGUGGCACUUGGGGCCUCAACUGCAACCAGACAUGCUUCUGCGCCAACGGAGCCGCCUGCGACCCCAUGGAUGGGCUUUGCCUGUGUUCUCCUGGAUGGCAAGGAGAGUUCUGCGACGAACCCUGCCCUGAUGGGACAUAUGGCCUGAACUGCAGCGAACACUGUGACUGCAGCCAUGCAGACGGGUGCGAUCCCAUCACUGGAUAUUGCUGUUGCCUUGCCGGUUGGACAGGCAUCCAUUGCGACAGUGUCUGUGCCCAAGGACGCUGGGGACCCAACUGCUCCAUCGCCUGCAGCUGUGAGAAUGGAGGCUCCUGUUCCCCGGAGGAUGGGACCUGCGAGUGCGCACCGGGCUUCCGUGGACCCAUGUGCCAAAGAAUUUGUCCUCCCGGCUUCUAUGGGCAUCACUGCAUCCAGCCAUGCCCUCAGUGCAUCCACAGCACCGUCCCUUGCCAUCACGUCACAGGGCUCUGCGAUUGUCUCCCAGGGUUUUUUGGCCCGCUCUGCAACCAAGUGUGUCCAAGUGGAAGGUACGGGAAGGGCUGCGUGGAGAUAUGUGUGUGCACCAACAACGGGACCUGUAACCCAAUCGACGGCUCCUGCCAAUGUUUCCCCGGCUGGAUCGGCAAAGACUGUUCCCAAACUUGUCCCAUUGGCUUCUGGGGUGCGGAUUGCUUCCAUUCUUGCAGUUGUCACAACGGUGCUACAUGCAGCCCCCAUGAUGGCGAAUGCCGAUGCACUCCGGGAUGGACCGGCCCCUACUGCACCCAGCGAUGUCCACCUGCUUUUUAUGGGAAAAGCUGUGCCAACGUCUGCCAGUGCCAGAAUGGGGCAGACUGCGACCACAUCACGGGGCAAUGCACUUGCCGGACUGGGUUCACAGGGAAACAGUGUGAGCAAAAGUGUCCGCCGGGAACCUUCGGCUACGGUUGCCAGCAGCUGUGCGAAUGCAUGAACAAUGCAACCUGCGACUACGUUACAGGGACUUGUUAUUGCAGCCCGGGCUUCAAAGGAAUCCGGUGCGACCAAGCGGCUCUCAUGAUGGAAGAAUUAAACCCCUAUACUAAAAUUAGUCCGGCUCUUGGAUCCGAGCGGCAUUCAGUGGGAGCAAUCAUUGGGAUUAUUAUCCUCCUGCUAAUUAUUAUGGUUUUGCUGGCACUGUUUGUGUGGUAUCGGCGGAAACAGAAGAAAGGCCACGACAUGCCAAGCGUCUCGUACACUCCAGCCAUGCGGAUGACAAACACCGAUUACUCCCUCUCCGAUGUCUCUCAAGGUAGCAGCACUGCUCACUGUUUUUCCAACCCAAGCUACCACACCUUGCCUUGUGGCGUGACCUCUCGGGUCUUCCCCAGUAAUCUGGAUGGAAACCUCUCCAGUAAGCGCAGUAACAAAACCCUUGACAGAGACACUGCAGACUGGAGGGCCUACAGCUAUCUCAGUGAUCUAGGUACUUGUGGGAUGAAUAGACGCCAGAACACAUACAUUAUGGACAAAGGCUUCAAAGACUAUAUGAAGGAAUCGGCCUGCAGCUCCAGCACCUGUUCCCUCAACAGCAGCGAAAACCCUUACGCCACCAUCAAAGACCCCCCUGUUGUGACAUGCAAACACCCUGAGAGCAGCUACGUGGAAAUGAAGUCCCCCGGGCACCGGGACUCGUCGUAUGCGGAUGCGCCAGCUUUGUCAAGCGCCAACAAGAACAUCUAUGAUGUGGAACCCACAAUCAGCGUGGUCCACGAGAUCCGUCCGCGCAACGCUGGCUACCUCCAGAACCCCUACGACCUGCCCAGGAACAGCCACAUCCCUUGCCAUUAUGAUGUCCUUCCCACCCGGCACAGCCCUCCUGCCCACGGGACCCACUGGGACACGCCGUCGUAGAGGCCUGUGUCCCGCUGCCCAUAACAGACCCAUUCCCCCAUGAACACACUGCUCUCGGACAUGCAAUGCAAGAGGAGGCGACAAUCCUUUCCGUUUUGCUGGAGAACACAAAACAAAACAAAAGUAAGGCGCUGUACGCCAAACCUAAGUGGACGCUCGUUAGGGGCCAACUUCCUUCUGCAUGAAACUCUUAUUUUACAAGACCGUUUUGAUACAGAUCACAGCAAAACCAAGAAAGUGCUGCAUACAGCCGGCGUUGGAAAGACUUCUCCAGACCGAUGCCGGAUGCAAAUGUUCUUGACUUGGUUUUGCUUUUUAA